Paralichthys olivaceus (Japanese flounder) is the source of this 2106-nucleotide messenger RNA. The record is from RefSeq and is a predicted model, not a curated record. Lineage: Eukaryota; Metazoa; Chordata; Actinopteri; Pleuronectiformes; Paralichthyidae.
CAGAGGAUCUGACGUCACCUGAGACAGAUUCAGUUCGUUUCUCAUGAGAUUUACCUGCGGACUGUGUUGACCAUAUGAUAUUAUAUUGUAUUAUAUAUCGAGCUGUAGAUUUAUUGGAUGUUCACCUGCGGACUGCAGAUCAAAGUUGAGCUCACGACAGGAAACAGAAAUCGUCUUUGAUCUGAGCCUCAUGGAUUCUGCAGAUGGUCAUCGUGGGCGUGACGCUGGCAGUCAGAGACGUUCCCCUCUCGACAUCAUCAUGAGUCAGAUUCGCCGGAAACGCACGGCCUCAGACAGGAAGCCGCUGGGACGCUUCCUGUCCCGGACGUCUGAGCGAGCGGGGUUUCCUGAGGAUGGAGACUCGGAGGGGAGGGAGGAGAGAGCACAGAGCUCAGGUGUCACAGGUGCAGAGGACGAGCGAGACGCCGGCUGGGGUCGAGUGUGUGUUUUCCUGCAGAGGCUCGGGAAGACAGCCGACAGCAGGAGCCUCAGUCUGGCUCACUGUGAUCUGACCGCUACGGACCUGCUGGAGCUCGCCACGUUGCUCCACUUCCUGCCUCAGCUGGAGGAGAUGGACGUUUCCUGGAACGAGCUGAUUGGUGGAUGUCUGAGCGCGUUGACCUCUCACCUCCAUCAUGUGGGCGGGAUCAGGACGCUGAGGCUCCGCAGCUGCAGGCUGAACGCUGGUGAUGUCACUGCACUGGGGGAGGCUCUCUGCUGCGUCCCACAUUUGGAGAUCCUCGAUAUGUCCUGGAACGGCGGUGUUGGAGGCGGAGGGCUGCAAGGCCUCCUGGGUAAAAUGCACCCACCACUGAGGGAGAUUCACCUGGUUUCCUGUCAGCUCUCUGCAGCUGAUGCUACUGCGCUGGGGGGAGUUUUGUCUGCUCUCCCCAGACUCUCGGUGCUGGACGUCUCCUGUAACCCUCAGCUCUCGCAGGAAGUCGUCGGUGGCGGCGGCUUCAGUGACCUGGCCGCCUCCCUCUCUCACGCCACCUCCCUCACCACGCUUCGACUGCAGGCCUGCGGUCUGUCGACGGACCACCUCGACGCUCUGGGUGGUUCGCUGCGCCUCCUCCCCUCAGUGCGGGAGCUGGACCUGUCCUGUAACAAGGGUCUGUCUGGAGGACUGAGCCGCCUCACCUUCCACCUGGCUCACCUCGACCACCUGGAGAGCCUCGACCUUCACCUGUGCUGUCUCACACACACAGACCUGGAGGCCCUCGUCCAGGCGCUCCCCUCUCUGACGGCGCUCACAGAGCUCAACGUGUCGUCCAAUAAGGAGGCAGGGGCUUCCCUUCACGCGCUGGUCUCCGCCCUCCCUCUGACACAGAUGAAGCAUCUGCCGCUCAACAGCUGCAGCCUCAGUGAGGAGUCAUUCGCUGCUCUGGCUCUGGCCGUGCCGUACCUCCGCAGUGUGGAUGUUUCCUGGUGUAAAGUGGUCGGAGGUCGCGUGGCUCUGCUUCUUGACGCUCUGCAGCCGUCGGCCGUCCUGGAGCUUCGUCUCAGCAGCUGUGAACUCUCCACUGACGACCUGCGUCACUUAGCCGUGGUCUGCAGACGUGGUUGCAUGUCGUCUCUGCGGGUGCUGGAUCUCUCCUACAACGGUUCGGUGGGUGACGACGGCUGGUCCGCUCUGUUUGAAGCCGGAGGCCUGGGCUCGCUGGAGGAUGUCGACCUUAGCCUGCGACCUUCGACCUCUGCCUCCUGCUCGGCCUGGCUGCCGGCGCUGCUCCGCGCCCUGCCUCGACUGCCGGCGCUGACCCGGCUGGCCGUGCAGCGAUGGACGAUGGGCUCCCGGGAACGACAGCAGCUGUGCCACGGCGUGAAGAAACGAGAUGUCCUGCUGGAGUGGGAUCCAGAUGUUAAAGGGACGACCGAUCAGGACGGUCCAGAGGAGUAGGGACCGUGUAGAGAAUUCAGCUAAUCUGACGUCAUGUGUCACUGAUGAAACUCAUCUGGUUUAUCACAACUAGAAGGUUUCAACACAGCGUGAAAGAAUCAACUCAUUUAUAGGUUUCCAGUUUUGUGAUCUCAACAGUUUAUUCGAACAAAACGUCCUCACCGAGCACGCGUCCUCACCGAGCACGCGUCCUCCAUCGAGCACAC